Entrophospora sp. SA101 is the source of this 604-nucleotide messenger RNA. Lineage: Eukaryota; Fungi; Glomeromycota; Glomeromycetes; Entrophosporales; Entrophosporaceae. The record is from the annotation of a GenBank genome assembly.
AUGAAUGAACCAAAAUUGCAGAUAGAAUUUCAGUACAAUGAUGAACGCCAAUACACCACACCUCCCUCGGAUAAAUUAAGCAAGAGUGCAUCUUGGAACGAGAAUAUUUUAUUAAACAUAAAAAGAUUGGAUGCUGACAAAGAUGCGAACCUGAUUAUUAAAUGUUGGGACAAUAGAAUCAAAGGACCAGAAGAAAAAGAAAGGACUGGGAUGAUUUUAAUAACCCGUUUAAAAUAUAAGGAUUUGUGCGGGAUGUCUGGUCCUUUAGAAUUUAAGUUGGAUCAAGACAAACAUUCAACCAAGGAUUACUGGAAAACCUCACAAUCAGAAUUCAAAUGGCCAGUAUCCCUAUUUUUACUUGACAAGAUCAGUGAACUGACUAUUCAUUGUGUGCUUUCAAGUAAUCAGGGAUGCCCAACAACUAAAAUAAAAAUUGGCCCAUCUAAUAAUAAAUCCGAGAACCGGAUCUGGAAAAAUUUAAUAAAGUCUGUUGGGCCGAUUCCACUAAUGGAAAGAGGAAUGGAUUAUUCAAAUGUAGAGUUUUUAUUAACACUGCAUACGAUUACUCCAAUAAGUGAAUUAUCAUCAUCGCCAAUUCUUACUC